Molecule: messenger RNA, 2436 nt
Organism: Paramecium pentaurelia
Lineage: Eukaryota; Ciliophora; Oligohymenophorea; Peniculida; Parameciidae
Source: the annotation of a GenBank genome assembly
AUGUCAUCUGAAGACAAUAAGAAAUUAUGUUCAAAGCAUAACUUAGAAAUUUUGGUAAUAGAGUUUAAAUAAUCUAAUGUUGAUGAGGGAUGUAUUAAGUGCCUAAUGGAAAAAUUUGAUACUUAAAACAUUUUUUUAGUAUAGGAGACAAAAAUAAUGAUACAUUAAAUGAAAAGUGAUAUAUUGGACAAAAAGGUCAAAUAGUAUUUAACAAUGAUUGAAACUUAUUAAAAAAUUCAAUCCUUAAUAAAAGAAUUAAGUUUAUCAAUCACCAAAACUUUACACAAAGUUGAAUUUAACUUAUCUUCAAAAAUACAACUAAUAAAUGAUGAACUGAAGAAUUCGAAACAAAAUAUAUAAGUUUCAUCUUUUGAAGAAGACAUAAAAGUGUUGUUGAAGAAUUAAAAAGGACCAUUUAGUUUUGAAGUUCCUAGUGAAUUUUUAAUACCUAUUAAUGAUAAUACCUACAUAGAAUCAAUAUAAUAGUAGUUGUAAUCAAUAAUUAAAUGUCCUAUUUUUACUAAAAUCAUUGAAACAUUAUAAAAAUUAAAAGUUAAAGAAGACCAUUUAGAAAUUAAUUAAGUCUAAUAAAUCUUUAAUAAUUAGGAAUACCCAUAAGUAAUUUUCAACUUAUAUAUUAUAUAGAAAAAACAAGGUUUGAAUAUUUAAUGUAAAAAACAUGGAAAAGAUAUUAUUAUGUUUAAUUUAAAUCCUGAAAAAACUGAGCUUUCAAGAUUGGUUUGUGUGGAAUGUAUAUCAUCUAAUGAUCCAAUCAAAUAUACAACAUUAAGUGAUACUAAUUAACAAUGGAAUGAAUAUCUGGAAUAGACGAAUGAUAAUGUUUAACAAUUUUAGAAUAAAAGAUGUUAAAAUUAAACAUAAAUCAUUAAGAUUCUUGAAGAAAUUAAAGAAAAACAUCUUUCUACAAUUUAAGACAUUAUGAAUAAGAUUAAUAUUAAGUUCUCAACGAAUUAAAAAAAUGAGUCUAAAUAGAUUAAUAAAAAUAGUAUCUAUGAUAUGAAUAGUGAAUAACUUAAUGGAUUAGCUAAAAUAUUAAGCAAUAAAGAUAAAUUUUAUGAUUUAACUGAAAAGAAAUAUAAUAUUUAGAAAGAAAACUAUAAUUAAUUGGAAAUCAUAUCAACUAGUUUUGGAAAAUUAUAAAAAAAAAGAUUAAAGGCAACUAAUAAGAUUAAUAAUAUUUUUAAGGAAUAAAUUAUCAAUAUUAUAGAAGAUUAAGUUUUAAAUGAAGAAGAAGAUGAAAUUUCUAAUUUGCAAUCAAUUAAGUAACUUGAUUUAUAACUAAAGAUUUUAAAAAAAUUUUAGGAUAUCUUAUAAGAAGCGUAAAUAUAGUAUGAAUCAGUAAUGCAAAAAAUCAAUAUUUUAUCAAAUUAAUUUAAAAAUUAGCAAUUGUAGAAAGUAAAAAUUAAAUAAUAAUAAUUAGUUUAAUGAAUAUAUAUCAUAGUUUGAAAAAGAUUUUUCAAUAAUAAAAAAACUAACAUGUUUUGAUCAAAUAGAGGCAGAACUUAACCUACUGAAAGAAAAUAAAAAAAUAAGAUUAAUUAAACCCACAGAAAAAGAAAAGAUAAUUUUAUAAUAGUAAUAAAAAAUAAUUGAUUUUAACAAACAUUAAGAAGAAUAAAGAUUAAAAAUUUUAGAUUUAAAAAAUGAAAAGGAAGCAUUAAAAGCUAAACUUAAAUAGCUUGAGUAAUCAAGUAAAAAUUAAAUUUUAAUUAAAUUCUCGUAGAAAUUAAAAUUGAAGUUAACCAUGAGGAGAAGCAAGAAGGGUAUGAAAGAUGCUCAUAACCAAAUUAGAAUAAUGAGGAAAUAGUAAAAUAAUUAUAACAAACUUUGGUAUGUAAAAUUUAUAUUUGAAGAACAUGCCAUAUAAUUAAUUACUGACAUUCUCAAAAACUUACAAACAUAGUAAUUGUUAAGUAACUUAAAAUGGAAAAGUUAGUGAGAAUAAUUCUGGUAAUUGGUAUUGUUGUAUGUGUGAUUAAAUGAUCCCUAAGAAUGGAGUCAUCUAAUUUGCUUUUAAAAUAAUUGAAGUUACUUGUAUUAUGAUUGGAAUUGGUUUUAGGGAUAUUGUAUAGAGUAAAGGUUAUUAUAAUUGUUUUGGAAUUGGAGGAGGGUAUGUGUUAUGAUAUUAAUAGUUCAAAUAGAACAUAUAAUAUACAUAAUUCUAGCUAUUGUUGUAAUCAUGAUUAAUAAGAUAAAAAUGAUAAAAAAAUAGCAUUUCCUUUUUAAAAAAAUGAUACUAUUAUUGUUGAGGUAGAUAUCUAAAAUCAGUAUGUAAAAUGGAUAAAUUCAUCAACAAAUCAAUCUUUUGUAUCAAUAUCAAAAUAUUAUUAUUAGACUCUGAUUAUUGACACAUCCAAAGAUUUGUAUCCAUGUGUGCAUUUCUAUAAAAGAUGUAAAAUAGAAAUUAUUUCUUGA